GAACUUUGAAAUAGAAACAGCGUCGACUAAUCUCCGGCUUCUCUGAAAGUCCUCUCUCUCUCUCUCUCUCUUCCUCCCUCGUUCAGCUUUCGCUUUUCAAACGGGAUUUGGUUUGGUAUUGGGUGAUUUGGAGGAGGAUUCUGUAAUUGGCAAAUAGAAUGGAGGGAGGAGGCACGCAGCAAAGUUUGAGGAAGUAUUUGGGAGCUAUUAAAGACUCAACCACUGUUGGAUUGGCCAAAGUGAACAGUGAUUACAAGGAAUUGGAUAUUGCAAUAGUCCGGGCCACGAACCAUGUUGAAUCUCCUGCAAAGGAAAAGCACAUCAAAGCUAUAUUUUUGGCCAUUUCAGCUGCAAGACCUCGGGCUGAUGUGGCAUACUGUAUUCAUGCUCUUGCAAGGCGCCUUUCAAAGACGCACAAUUGGGCUGUUGCAUUAAAGACUUUAAUAGUUAUACAUCGUGCUUUGAGAGAGGUUGACCCAACCUUCCGUGAGGAACUUAUUAAUUAUGGAAGAAGUAGAAGCCAAAUGUUAAACUUGUCCCAUUUUAAGGAUGAUUCUAGUGCAAAUGCAUGGGACUACUCUGCAUGGGUGCGCUCAUAUGCAUUAUAUUUGGAGGAAAGGCUUGAAUGCUUUCAUGUUCUAAAGUAUGAUGUAGAGACGGACCCUCCGAGAACUCGAGAUAGUGAUGCUGCUGAGUUACUUGUCCACUUACCUGCCCUGCAGCAACUUUUAUUUCGCCUGAUAAGCUGCCAGCCACAAGGAGCAGCCAUCCAUAACUUUGUAAUUCAGCUGGCACUCUCUUUGGUUGCUGCUGAGAGUACAAAGAUAUAUAAUGCUAUUAAUGAUGGUACAAUCAAUAUGGUUGACAAGUUCUUUGAGAUGCAACACUAUGAUGCUCUCAAGUCACUUGACAUAUAUCGACGAGCUGGUCAACAGGCAGAGAGGUUGUCAGAAUUUUAUGAAGUGUGUAAAAACAUUGGCAUUGGACGUGGGGAGAAGUUUAUUAAAAUAGAUCAGCCUCCUGCAUCAUUUCUCAAUGCCAUGGAGGAGUACGUUAGAGAAGCUCCUCGAGUUUCAGCUGUUAGAAAAGACCAGGUGAAGGAGGAAAAAGCAUCUCCAAAGGUUAUUUUGGCCAUUGAAGACAAGAAAGCUCUUGAAGUACAGGAGGCACCUCCACCACCUCCUCCACCUCCACCACCACCUCCUGAACCAGUAAAGGUGGAAGCUCCUCCGGCAGUAUCUAAGGAGCCUGAUCUGCUGGGUUUAAAUGACACCAAUCCUGAUGCUUUGGAGUUGGAUGCUAAAAAUGCUUUGGCUCUUGCCAUUGUUCCAGUUGAUAAUCCAUCAACAACGACUUCAGCAGCUAGUUUCACAACAGAGAAUGGAACCACAGGCUGGGAGUUGGCACUCGUCACUGCUACGAGCUCAAAUGAUUCUGCAGCUGCUGCAAGCAAGAUGGGCGGAGGAUUGGACAAACUUACAUUGGACAGCUUAUACGACGAUGCUAUCAGACGAGCGAACCAGCCAACUAGUUACAAUCCAUGGGAGCCCGCACUGAUGGCCAGCUCCAUGCAACAACCUGUAAUGGCUCACGACCCAUUCUAUGCAUCCAAUGCCAUUACUGCUCCUCACUCCAUCCAAAUGGCUGUGAUGGCUCAGCAGCAGGCACUAAUGCAGCAGCAGCAGCAGCAGCAACAAAUGAUGAUGAUGGGUCAGCAGCAGUUCUAUCCACAGAACAACAACCCAUUCGGAAAUCCGUAUGCUUCAAGCGGCCCGCAACCCUAUGGCUUAGGUAUGCCUCUUCAAUCAUCAAAUGUACGCUCUGGUUUCAUCUGAAAGUUGCCAGAAAAUAUUCUGUUGUGUGAGAGGAGAGUGUAGUAAUCUAUUCUAGCAGGCAUGGCAGUGAUAUAUUAUAAUUCUUUAUUUGGAGAGUGACAAAAAAAAAAAAAAUGGAGAAAGAGGGGAUUGUUAAGACAUGAUUGUUUUUGUAAACAUAAAUUCCUUACAAUAAGAAUUCUUGGAUGACAUUUGUUAUUA
Molecule: messenger RNA, 2036 nt
Organism: Phalaenopsis equestris
Lineage: Eukaryota; Viridiplantae; Streptophyta; Magnoliopsida; Asparagales; Orchidaceae
Product: putative clathrin assembly protein At5g35200
Exons: 16
Coding region: 159-1835 (558 amino acids)
Biological process (GO): clathrin coat assembly; vesicle budding from membrane; clathrin-dependent endocytosis
Cellular component (GO): clathrin-coated pit; clathrin-coated vesicle
Molecular function (GO): 1-phosphatidylinositol binding; phosphatidylinositol-4,5-bisphosphate binding; SNARE binding
Source: RefSeq, a predicted model, not a curated record